Messenger RNA from Lactuca saligna, 915 nucleotides. Lineage: Eukaryota; Viridiplantae; Streptophyta; Magnoliopsida; Asterales; Asteraceae. The record is from the annotation of a GenBank genome assembly.
AUGAAGAAAUUUGAGCCCCUACCAACAUCAUCCAUUGAUAAUUUGAAGCUUUUACAAACCUCUGUUCUUCCCCUUUCACUGAAAUUCACAAUCAUGCAAGAAAACACCCGUAAUCCAUUCGCUGUUGAUUUAAUCAGUGAUUCAGUUCGAUCUUCAUUGUCGAAUUUGAUCUUAACAGGUGGGAAUACAAGCACCUUCGAUUCAGUCUUUUCUCACUGUUCAUCAUCGUCGUCAUGGGUAGAAGGAGCUACGAUAGGGUCUUCAAUGUAUCUCAAACAGAGAGAUCUCAUCCUCAAAUUCACAGACGAAUUCGAAACAAAAUCCCCAAUUGGGUUUUCUCAUCAAGCGAGCAAUUUAUACAAGAAGAAGUUGUAUAGAGGGGUGAGGCAGAGACAAUGGGGUAAAUGGGUGGCGGAGAUCAGACUGCCGCGGAACAGGAUGAGAGUAUGGUUAGGAACAUACGAAACGGCGGAGAUGGCCGCCUACGCUUACGAUCGAGCUGCAUAUAAGUUACGUGGGGAAUACGCGCGUUUGAAUUUUCCUAACGUGAAGGAGUCGACGUCGUUGGGGUUGAUCGGAGACGAACGUAAGUUGAAUGCUCUGAGGAGCGCUGUGGAUAACAAACUAGAGGCGAUUUGUCGAAAGGUUAGAAGAGAGAAGGCUCAAAAGAGGGAGGAGAGGAAGAAGGUUACGGUGGUGGGGAAUUCAGGUGGUGGCGAUGAGAGUUUCAGCGGGAGUGAUAUGGGGUCAUCCUGUGUUUCGGAAGAUGGGUUUUUGAAAGGUGAAAAUUCUCCAUCGGGAAGUACUUUUUCCGGUGAGUUGACUACGGCGGACGAGACGGAGAUUGGUGGUUGGUCACUCGCGCGGAUGCCUUCUUAUGAUCUUGAUUCCAUAUGGGAAAUACUUGCUAAUUAG